Messenger RNA from Ogataea polymorpha, 1163 nucleotides. RefSeq lists its product as uncharacterized. Gene Ontology annotation, cellular component: EMC complex. Lineage: Eukaryota; Fungi; Ascomycota; Pichiomycetes; Pichiales; Pichiaceae. Gene Ontology annotation, biological process: protein folding in endoplasmic reticulum. Bases 1 to 882 code for a protein of 293 amino acids. The record is from RefSeq and is a predicted model, not a curated record. The transcript has a single exon. Gene Ontology annotation, molecular function: protein binding.
AUGUUUGCACAAGUGAAAGAGCGCCUGUUGCUGCUGUUCCGCACGGGAAAAUACGCCCAACUGUCGCCCGAAGACUUGGAAAAAGUGUAUCAGGUUUCCAAGACGUUUCUACGGCUGAAUGAGUCGAAACUGGACCCAUUAGAGUACUACACGCUCCUGGAACUGCACUAUUUCCUUUGUCUGCUGACAACAAGGGACACAGAGGCAAAAACGGCGCUGGACAGGUUCAGCGACAGGUUUGAAGCCAAGGACAGUGAGAAACUGGUUGUUCUCAAGAGUUAUUACGUCGAAAUCCUCGGCAAGAAGGACGCCCUCGAUUACCUGGAGAAGGCGGCGGUGCCGUUGAUCCAGACAAGACCGAGUCUGACGGCAGAGCCUGUUCAGCACCACGAGAAAGACCUGCGGCAGAUUGAAAAGCGAAAGGUGGCGCUCAAAAGCGACUCGCCAGCCAGUUACAUCAAAAACCUGCUUGAAUAUAUUAACGAUACUCCGCUGGAUUACGAGUCGUGGAUGGAGCUGGCAGAACAAUACGUUGCUCUUGGCGAAUACGAAAAAGCAUACGACUGUGUCCAGGAGGUGCUGGUGGGCGUUCCUGCCGCGUACGUGGUCUGGUGUCGUGCAGGAGAGCUUUGUCGGCUGAUGUUUCUUCGCGACGGACGCGGCAAAGAGGUCCUGCAGCAGGCGACGAGAUCUUUUAUGCGUGCGAUCGAGCUUUGCGAGCUCCACACGCGCAGCUGGUGCGGUCUGCUGGCUGCUGCGAGAGACCUGAAAGACAAAAAGCUGGAGGCUAUUGCCAGAAACAGGCUGGAGCAAAUCGUGGAAGGCCGCACAAACGACACCGAUGUGGGGAGAGUCCGGGAAGUGCUUGCACUCAUUGGCUAGACGAUGGCGCAACAUCGGGAGUCCUGUUUGGUGGCUCGGACCUGCUGUUUUUCAGAGUACCUGCUCUGUGGGGGCCCCCACAGCUCUGGGAUGAGUCCAUCACGUGUAGUUUCGGUAUAUUUAAUGAUCAUGAGCGAGCUGUUGGAAGCAUUGAUGCGCUCGCGAGCAAGCUCUUGUUUCAGCCGGUUGUUGUACUGGUUCAGUCUCUCCAGCUUCAUGGUCUUCAUCUUGUUUAGCUGGACGAUUCUCAGCAGUUUCUCGUGUUCUGCAUCUGUGAAGUU